AUGCCCUUUGUCUCGAGAGCCUCUGAUAACUUAGAGUCCGCUGCUGCCGGGGUAGAAGUAGAAAUCAAGGUGAAAAUCAAAUUCAAUCUGAAACAUGGCUUUUCGGCGGGUGACACAGAAGAUACCACUCCCGAACAAAAGGAACUUGACAAUGCUCUGGCAAAAGUUUGGGACAACCAAGGCGAAAACAUAAUGUAUGAACAGAACUUGAUGGACGAUGAGGAAGAGGAGGAUGAUUGGGAGGUGGACGAGAGGAGUACAUAUGACGAUGAAUCAGCGCAUUAUGAUUCAGAUGAGGAAGAACGAGAGGAAGCAUCGCACGACGACGACGACGACGACGACAUGACAGUGAAGACAGGCGAAUUCAUUCUGAACGACAAUGAAGACUCACCAGGUUAUGCAGUACUCUCGACACAUAAAGAGACCGAGGUGAAACUGGAAGAGAUCAAUUCCGCAGAUAUGGAACACGCUGAUGCCUACCUCGAUUCUGUUUUGCGUCCUCCCUCAAGGAGUGGCGAGGAUGAUGACAAGGAUGCAGGAAAUGAUGGCGAUGAUAUUCCUGCUGAGAACAUGGAAGCCACCAAGAAAGCUCGCUCAAGGAAAGAAAGUUCAUCCGAAAUUGUCCGCUAUGACAACCAAGACUAUUUCUUGGCGGUCCUUUCGCAUAUUGGCAAAGAAUAUGCAACGAACGAAGAUGUGGAUAGGUCGAUUGCUAUUGUUGAAGACAAUCCAUAUGAAGAACCUACCACAGAAGAAGAACUAGCGCCCAAAGAAGAAGCACCCGAGGACGGAAAAAAGACAAUACAAAACGAAGACCAAUUCCUCCUUGGCUGUGAAAUGUCUUUGACAGAGCUUGGGCAGAUACUUCUUUUAAAUAAUCGCUUCCCAACACAGCAUCACCAGAACAAUCAUGAUGACACCAUGCUUGGAGCAUCUGAUGCCAUGGCAAGACAAAUAAAACGCCUUAUCAAUCCCUUGCUAGAACUGGGAUCCGAUUCCAAAAGGUUCUACAUGGACGACGACGUCGAAUCCACUUCCUCUGAGGACCUUUCUGGCCUCAGUUUCGAGGACGAAAACGAUGAAGACGUGGUGAUACCAAGAAGCAUUAGCGAAGACCACGCCAUUGAUCAUCGCUGCAGCAGCAGCAACAGUACCGCUCGCAAAAGUCGAAGCGGAGAAAAUGAACAUGUACCCAGCUUACAAAAGGCAUUAUCCGUGGACAAUGCCAUUCCAGAACGAAUUAUCGGCCCGGGAGAGAGAAAUAUUGCCAACUUCCUCAAAACCCACUUUGGUGUUGAUUUGUACGAUACUAGGAUCGACGAAAGAGAGUACAAAGACUUUGUCUCUACACACUUUUUGGAUUCAAGAUUGCUGAACUACCAAAGAAUGAGGUGGCACGCUCCAAGAACAAGCAGCAGAGGCGAGAAGCAGAGAAUAAGAAGCCAAAGUACGGAUGGCCAAGGACGAAGAAGGAAACCUCAACAACAAAAGAAGUCCCGUGCAGUUUCAUCCUCAUCCACUGACUCUACCAAAAAAAGGACGGCUUCUUGUCAGAAGCAUCGUCAUCCAAAAAUGGAAGUCUAA
This is a messenger RNA of Cylindrotheca closterium, 1584 nucleotides long. NCBI's taxonomy places the organism in Eukaryota, Bacillariophyta, Bacillariophyceae, Bacillariales, Bacillariaceae. The record is from the annotation of a GenBank genome assembly.